Messenger RNA from Saccharomycopsis crataegensis, 1503 nucleotides. RefSeq names its product Avt2p (gene AVT2). Gene Ontology annotation, molecular function: L-amino acid transmembrane transporter activity. NCBI's taxonomy places the organism in Eukaryota, Fungi, Ascomycota, Saccharomycetes, Ascoideales, Saccharomycopsidaceae. The transcript has a single exon. The coding region runs from base 1 to 1503 and encodes 500 amino acids. Gene Ontology annotation, cellular component: endoplasmic reticulum. The record is from RefSeq and is a predicted model, not a curated record. Gene Ontology annotation, biological process: amino acid transmembrane transport.
AUGACGAUAAAUAACCCCGGUGACUCCUUCGAGUUGCAAUCCAUCUCAUUGGAAAGUAGAACAACCCCAGAAGAAGACGAUAAUGAAGACGAUAACGACAACGAUCUUGUCCUCCACGAACUAGAUUAUGAAGAAUCCCCUGCCACCGACCAUGACGACACCGGGAAGUCCAGUAUGAAAAUGGCAUUCAUGAACAUGUCCAACAGCAUAUUGGGGGCCGGGAUCAUUGGACAGCCUUACGCCACCAAGAAUUGUGGGAUCUUCACCAGUUUGAUAACCUUUGUUUUACUCACGGUAAUCAUUGACUGGACCAUCAGAUUGAUAAUCAUCAAUUGUAAACUAUCGGCAACAAAAACCUACCAGGAUACUGCGUACAAGUGUUUUGGCAAACCAGGAAAAAUCGUGAUCUUGAUCUCUCAAGGAUUUUUUGCAAUUGGCGGGUCCAUUGCCUUUUGUAUCAUCAUUGGUGAUACCAUUCCUCAUGUUUUACAAUCGAUCACCCCCAGCUCCUGGAUCGAGAACAAUGCUCUUUUAGCGUUGAUUUUGAAGAGAAACACCGUGAUUGUCUUGCUCACUUGCUUCAUUUCUUAUCCAUUAUCGUUGACCGAUAAUAUUGCCAACCUCGCGGUAUCGUCGCUUUUUGCAUUGAUUAACAUGGCAACUAUCAUUCUUAUUAUUGUCAUUCAUGGGUUCACCUUAUCCAAAGAGACCGUUUCCCGAUACACUUUUGAAAACCCGUUCCAAGGCUACGUGUUCAAUCCACAGUUAUUCCAGGGGAUCAGUGUGAUAUCAUUUGCUCUAGUUUGCCAUCAUAAUACCUCAUUCAUUUACGAUUCUUUAAGAAAACCAACAUUGGACAGAUUCACCAAAUUAACCCAUCUUAGUUGUUUCAUCUCCAUGAUUUGCUGUGCCCUUGUGGGGGUUUCUGGAGAUUUGAUCUUUAAGGAUAACACCAAGGGUAACAUCCUUAAUAAUUUCCCUGAAGAUGAUUGGGUCAUCAAUAUUGCUAGAGUGUGCUUUGGGCUUAACAUGUUGACGACCUUCCCGCUUGAAAUCUUUGUCGUUCGCCAAGUGAUGAAUGAUUUAAUAAACAUUAACAAGAACCCAGAGAAAAUAGCUCAUCAGCCAUUAUCACAAACCGAUAAUGAUUUCGACCAAGUUGAUGAUCUUGAAGAACCUAAGGGCGAAGAAAUGUCAUAUAACAAACGAUUCUGGAUAACCACCUUAUUAGUGUUUGUGACCAUGGGAGCAUCAUUACUUACUUGUAAUCUUGGGGCCACUUUGGAACUUAUUGGAUCGGUCUCUGCAUCAAUCAUGGCAUUUAUUUUCCCAGUGAUGUGCUAUAUGAAAUUGACCGAUUACAAAUCAAAGACUCUAAAGGAGAAUCUCUGUGGUUAUUUUGUGAUUGUAUUUGGAGUAUUGAUUCUUGUGAUUUCUUCAGCCCAAACUAUUGUCCAGGCAAUCAAUGAGAAGGGUGGGGGUGAUCAUUGUAAAGUUGGAUGA